Messenger RNA from Oppia nitens, 1178 nucleotides. RefSeq lists its product as uncharacterized. NCBI's taxonomy places the organism in Eukaryota, Metazoa, Arthropoda, Arachnida, Sarcoptiformes, Oppiidae. Bases 51 to 1178 code for a protein of 375 amino acids. The record is from RefSeq and is a predicted model, not a curated record. The transcript has 4 exons.
UUGUUUGCCGACUCUUAAGACACUAUAAGAUUCAUUGGAUUUCAAGUGAUAUGAAUACAGAUAUUGUUGUCUAUAUUUAUGCCAUUCUUGUCAUUCAAAUGACAAAUAAAGUGGAAAUGAAAGAAAACAUAUCGAUUCCUAAGUUUUGUGAGACAACACAUUUUACUGCAAUGUUUUAUAGAGGAGACACACUAGUGAUUGGCACACAAAUGUCUAAUCAUUACUGGUAUUGGAAUUAUAGCCAAACCAUCGGUAGCUUUCAAGAUCCACCCUAUUAUCAUUCAAUUGGUUGGAAGUAUUACACCGCGAUUUUUAUAUUUAAUACUAAAUGUCCUAACGAUGAGAUUAAGGACCCAAACCAAUGCGGGGAUUAUGUAAAUGCAAACGAGUGUUCAAUUGAAAGACAACAGUUUAAUAGUAAAGACACUACAAAAAUAUAUAUUGUAAUGGAUGGCAAUCGCAAGGAAAUGCAUAAAGACGACUAUCCGUGGAAAUUGACUCCCGAAACCAUUUCUAAUAUUUGGCCAAAAGAGUGGACCAAACAGUCAGAUGUUCCGCAAUCGAGUAUUUUUAUUCCUUAUAAAAAUCAAGUGCUGUUUAUAACACAUUCGGGAAAUAAGGAACUGUCGGCCAUUCACUCCAAUUCUAUUUAUUCUCUCAAUUGGUUUGAAAAUAUGAAAAAGGAUUUUAUUGAAUCUGAUGUCACUUUUGUUGGUAUGUUUCGUGAAUAUUAUGAUAUCACAUAUUAUGAGAUCUAUGCCAUUGGAGAUAGAGGUCAUGAUAGAGAUAAUGUGACUAAAAUUUAUAAGUUGGUCGACGACGGAAAAACUAAAAAAUUUCAAUUACAGCCAAAUAAUUUGCGCAAAUAUUUUGGAUGUAAUAAUAUUAAUGAUACGGACUCUACAAACGAUACGGACAAUCAUUAUAAAGAAGACCACAGUUUUACUAAUAAUAGUAAUGAGAGUUUGUUUUCAAAACACUCUUCACUUAUUAUUAUUAUAUUCACUCUAUUUAUUUCACUCAUUCUCUUAUCACUUAUUAUUUAUGUAAUCAUCAAAUUCACAGUCAAACCCAAUUCAAAAACGGUUGUCCAGUCAUCCUAUAAUAGCAGUGGCAAUGUUUUAGAUAGAGGAACAUCCGUUCAAACUAUUGAUUCACAGACAGGGCGUCAACGAUAA